Molecule: messenger RNA, 1412 nt
Organism: Cuscuta epithymum
Lineage: Eukaryota; Viridiplantae; Streptophyta; Magnoliopsida; Solanales; Convolvulaceae
Source: the annotation of a GenBank genome assembly
GGCUAGGAUCUUUCUUGAGUUGAAGGGGACCGAUUUUGAUUCGUUUCCAUUCUCGUUUCUGGUCUCCAACAAGUUUGGGAUUUCAAAAAGGAACAAGAAAAACAUAAAUGGUAGCUAAAUUAUUGAGUAGAACCUCCUUGCUCUGUUGUAAUGCCAUAGCUGUCUCUGCUAAUUCAAACCGUACUCUCUUCACUCUUAGAACGCCUAAGCUUCACUUCCGAGCUCAAGGAAGAUUUAGCGGAGUUAGAAUUGAGGGUUACUUGAAUACGCGGCGUUCGGCGAUGAGUUCAACAGCAUUUCCGGCUGCAUCGGGGUCGGAGAAACUGGGGGAACAAGUUGACAGAAUCUUUUCCGGUAAAAAUGACGAUUAUGGAGGGGUGAUUGUUGAGAUGACAAGUGAGCCCAUGGACCCUUCACUCUUCGUUACGAUACUUCGGGCAUCAAUUUGUCAAUGGAGACAGCAGGGAAAGAGAGGUGUGUGGAUCAAGUUGCCUAUUGAGCUUGCUAACCUUGUUGAACCAUUAGUAAAGGAAGGAUUCUAUUACCAUCAUGCUGAACCAAAGUAUUUGAUGCUUGUGCACUGGCUACCCGUAACUGUAAAUACUAUUCCAGGAAAUGCCACCCACAGGGUUGGUGUAGGGGCUUUUGUCAUGAAUCAGAAGAAUGAGGUAUUGGUUGUCCAGGAAAAGAGUGGACAAUUCCAAGGAAGUGGUUUUUGGAAAUUUCCCACUGGAGUCGUUGAUGAGGGUGAAGAUAUAUGUGAUGCAGCUGUCAGAGAAGUAAAAGAAGAGACAGGGAUUGAUACAACCUUUGUGGAGAUACUAGCUUUCCGGCAGAGUCACAAGUCAUUUUUUGAGAAGUCAGAUUUAUUCUUUGUGUGCAUGAUGCAACCAUCAUCCUUCGACAUUCACAUUCAGGAACAAGAGAUAGAAGCAGCCCAGUGGAUGCCAUAUGAAGAAUAUGCAUCUCAGCCAUUCAUCCAACAACAUGAGAUGCUCAAGUACAUUGUUAACGCAUGUGAAGCGAAGAUACAGGACAAGUAUCACGGGUUUUCAGCCGUGAAGACAGAGACCGGCCACUCUAAGAAGAUAAGCUACUUGUACUUGAACAUGGACCACAAUUGUGAUUAUACCCAAUAACAUGUCACUAUGUAAUGAUUUCUCAGGAGUUUUCUUAUAUCUAGCCGGAUAAAAAUAUUGGAUUGGGUUCUUUAUUUUAAUGGCAUUAACGAUGUAACACGAAAGUCAAGUUAAACAUUUGCAAAGGUGUAUAAGAGGAUGGAGUUUGAUUUCUCUAUCUUCACUCUUCUGCAAGAUCAUAUCCAAGCCUUAUUCAAUCUUCUAAUUGAAAUUUAUUUCCUCUUUAUGGCUUUGUCUUUUUUAGAAGACAUUUUACUGGGAAAACACUCAAAU